Platichthys flesus (European flounder) is the source of this 2142-nucleotide messenger RNA. Its product is annotated as zinc-binding protein A33-like. The transcript has 2 exons. The coding region runs from base 45 to 1487 and encodes 480 amino acids. Lineage: Eukaryota; Metazoa; Chordata; Actinopteri; Pleuronectiformes; Pleuronectidae. Gene Ontology annotation, molecular function: zinc ion binding. The record is from RefSeq and is a predicted model, not a curated record.
GGUUUAAUCUGGUUUCGACAGAGCAAGGAAGAGCAAACGGAGCCAUGGCGUCUGCUUCUUACACAGAAGAUCUGACUUGUUCCAUUUGUCUGUCAUUCUUCGCUGAUCCUGUAGUGCUCCUGUGUGGCCACUCUUUCUGCAGAGAAUGUAUUAAUCGUUCUCUGAGUUCACAGCACCAGUGUCCACAGUGUCGAGCAGAUAUCCCAGAAAAGGGGAAAUGUCUUCCAACCAAUCACAGUCUGAAGAGUCUUGUUGAAAAAGAAGUCGACAAGCAGAGGAGAGAGCAUGAAAAUGUCAAAGAGGUUGAUGACUGGUUGUGCCAUGAACAUGAAGAAAGGCUGAAGCUGUUCUGCGUCACUGAUCAGCAGUUAGUUUGUAUCAUAUGCCGUGACGGAGAGAAGCAUCAAGGGCACAAGUUUAAGCCAUUAAAAGAAGCAGCCGCUCCUUUGAGGGAGAAGUUGGAGGCAUAUGUGAAACACAUUGCUGAUGAUAUCAAUGCUACAGAGAAGAUGGCCAGCACACAGAGGGAGGAGAUAGCAAAAACCAAAGACAAGGCUCAGCAGCUGAUGACCCAGAUCAGCAGUCAAUUUAAGGAGAUGCACCAGUUUCUAUUGAAGAGAGAAGAUGAGAUCAAAAAUGACCUGAAACACAAAGAGGAAAAUGAUCUGGAGGAAAUGAGCGAGACAUUAAAAACCAUGGAAACUGCUUUGACUGAGAGUAGAGUUCUAGAGGAAAGCGUAGCGUGUGUUCUGGAAAUCACAGAUUCACAGAGUUUCAUAAAGAGCUGGACUGAGAAUAAAGGCGAGGUGACCCCGGAAGAUUCAUUCAGACCCAGAGCCAGUGAGUUACAAGUGGUUAAUGCCUCUCUCACCUUAGGGCCAUAUGAAAGUCACCUGCAGUUCUUCAUAUGGAAGGAGAUGCUUCAGGUUGUUCAGCCCCGAGCAGAACUUCUAUCACUCACAAGUGGCAUUAACAACAUAACAGUGUCUGAUGAUGGGAGAAAUUUGAUGUAUAGUCCCAUAAUCAUCAAAUCUCAGGGUUGCCAACAAUCUUAUGGAUACAGGUCUUCAUACUGUAGUUACUCUGGCCGCAAUUACAGUUCUAAUGUAAAUGUCCCUUGCAGGGAGGACACCUCAGUACGGGUUGCUUCUGCAUUAAGCUCCAAUGACUUCACCUCAGGGCAGUAUUACUGGGAAUUAGAGGUUGGAAAACAGGACUAUUGGAAAGUAGGAUUAGACAAAUAUUACUUGAGCUAUGCUCAAACAAAGUAUGUCACAUCAGAUCAAGGUAAAGAGUUAACAUUGACAGGUAGACCACAGAAGAUUGGAAUUUACCUAGACUGCCUAUCAAAGAAGCUGUCUUUCUAUGAUGCAGAAAACAUGACUCAUAUUCACACUAUGAGUACGUCUGUCCCCGCUAAAGCAUAUUUUGAAUACAAAUUUAGUCAGGCAGCAGAUCAUGACCCCCCCAGAGUGUGCUGGUUCUAAAGUCUGGGAUCAUGGGGCAACAGGAAAUUCCAAAGCUGCGGCGAACCUCCCCAGAUUGGUUCUUAGCUUUCACAUCGUUAUGCUGUUUGUGAUGAUUUCUAACAUUAUGAAUAUGCUCAAAACUGAAGCACGAGAUGAGGAUUUCAUUAAGGAAGGAAGAGUCUCAGAUGCUAAAUCUAAAUACCCUUAAACACUUCCUCAGUUUUGUUCCUUUCUACAUCAAUUUUUUUAAACCUUGUACUGCCCAUGAUGUUUCAUGUCACCUUACUAAACUGCAUAAUAUAAAAUGACUGUUGUUUAACAUGACUUGGCCAGAAUAGACCAUUAGUGUGGCUGUAUACAAAGGAAGACACUCUGUAACUUACAUUAAUAAUAAUGAUAAACAAAAGUAAAGAAAAAGCACAAAGUAAAGAUAAAUAACACCAUGUUGUUUAAUCUACACAGGAUUUAUGAAAACAUUACGACUUGUGUGUUGCUGUGUAUUGUUCCUUUAGUGAGAGGUUUGUGCUUCAGUGUGGAGAAUGUUGUUAAUACACUUUUUGAGUCUAAAACUAAAUGGUUACAAAGAGCGAAAGUUUGUGUUGAUCCAAAAUGAUUGUAAUUGAUUUUGUGCAACUGAUAUAUAUGCAAAUAAAACUUUUUUGUGGAUAUAUUA